CUUUUUUCUCUCUUUUUACUACAUGAGAGAGAGAGAGAGAUAAAAUUCUCAGCUUUCUCUCUCUCUGACAUUUUUUCUCAUGAACAACAGCCUGAUCUUUUUUCUAUAUAACAAACAAUCUUUCUUUCUUUCGUUUGCUGAUAAUUGAGAGGUUAAGAGGAGGGCUAUUUCCGAUUAUGGGGAAGCAAAGGUAUUGGAGCGGACAUGGAAGAGCCACCAGAAGACUCAAAAAUGAAGGACCUCACAGCAACAGCAACAGCAGCAGCAGCAGCACUGAUCAUGAAGAAGCUUCUUCUACCUCUGCUGGCUGUAUGUGCGCUGUUUUUCAGCUCUUUGAUUUUCAUCCUUUGAAUCAAAGCCAUCACCACCCACCUCAAUCAUCUCUCUCUGUCUCUCUCAAGCCCAUUUCUCUUCCACCAGACCACCAUAUUCCCACAGGUACUGAAGCGCCACGAAACAGUCUGGAAUCAGACGAGGAGCUUCCAUCACCAUGUACAAAGCAAAAGGAUGGUUUGCAUAUCCCAGAGGGUAUUGUUCAAAUCAAAACCAGGAGCAGAAGCAAAGAUUCAUCGAAUAGCGACGGAGACAAUUUCUCCGGCAACUCACCGAGCACCAAGACGCCAACUUUAGUGGCAAGAUUAAUGGGUCUGGAUCUUCUUCCUGAAUCCAGCUCUCCUUCAACCACGCCAAGAACUACUUCUUCUUCUUCAGUGUCUCCAAUUUACCCUCUUCUUCAAAAGCCAAAGUACUCAAAAACAGGUGUCUCGCGCUCCUUGCCAGAAACUCCAAGAACAUCUUGUGAAAGAAAAUCAAAUGCGGAUCAGAAUUACCACCACCGCCUCUCACUUCAAAUUCCCAAUUACGACAAAGAGAACUCAACUAGUCCAUCGCAUUACGCUAAGGAGAUUGUGAAGCAAAUCAAAGAAUCGGUGAGUAGAAAAUCUGGCCUCACCGAUAUCACCAAUAAUUACCAAAGAAGAGAUCAUGACGUGAUGAACCAACCAAAACCCAAAAAAAUAUCGUCUUCGUCUUCAUUGUCUCCGAAGCUGAGAGUAUUGGAGGCGAAGAAUACUAAUUUAAAAAAAUUACCAAGUCCGAAAGUUGAGGCGAUUAAAGGGUCGAAGAAGGCGCCGGCGCCGGCGAAGAAGGGUAAUAAGCAAGAGGAAGCAUUUGUGGUUCCGUCGAGAAUGACGAAGGCCACCAUUGAUAGUCCUCGGAAGAAGUCAAAGAAAACUCCAUUGUCGAAUGAGCUUCUGAGCUUCAGUUCUGUUCCGACCGUUGUGAUGAAGAAAGAGGCGAAACCACCUCCAAUGCAGUCAGGUGCAUGCAAUCGGAAUGAAGGUGCAGAGACAGUCACAGGCGAUAAAGAAUCAAAACCAGUGUUGCAGUUAUCAACUUUCCACAAUAACCACAAAACUCUCCAUCACCAACACGUCAUCCAACUUCCCAACAAUAACAAACAUCAUAUCAUCUCCGCCGCCGCCGACCGCCAUGACAUCACGGCAGAGGUGGACUGCGUUAGAAAAAUACUCACCACCCGUACUAAUAAUUUCCUUGAAAACAACACCACCCAAAAAGAAGUUCCAAUCUGGCAUCCCCAUUAUGAUACCAAAUUACUCUGCCACUUGGCGGAGGAGCUGCUCAAGCCUUACGUGGACACCAUGAUGAGGCCGUGGGCCGGCGUAGGGUGGCCGGCGCUGGUGGAGGAGCUGUGCGACAAAGUUAGGAGGUACCCACGUGCGAGGUGUGAGGUGUUGGAGGACAUAGAUGGGAUUAUUGAGAAAGAUAUGGACAGAUUGGGGAUGGGAUUUGAGGAGGAAGGGGAGGGGAUAGUGACGCAGAUUGAGGAGGGCAUCGUGGAGGAGCUCCUGAAGGAAACGGUGCGUUUCGUUGAGCCGGACGGCGUCGUUUAGAGGCGACAGAGAUGGCAGGAGAAUCACAUGGGAUAUUCACGUGGGAGAUGUCAUUUGGGAUGGUGGGACCCCACGUAGCUACGGUAAAUGCAGCCACGUGGAUUUUUACCCACCAGACACACACUCAGAUUUUUCGGUUCUUAAAAGACAGGUUUUUUGGCAGAGGAAUCUCAUUUCCCAUUCCUCCCUCUCUGUCCUCCUUUCUACAUUUAAUUUCUCCCUCUAUAUUCCAAAAAGAAAAAAGAGGAAAAUAAUUAUAUCCCC
Molecule: messenger RNA, 2177 nt
Organism: Momordica charantia (bitter melon)
Lineage: Eukaryota; Viridiplantae; Streptophyta; Magnoliopsida; Cucurbitales; Cucurbitaceae
Source: RefSeq, a predicted model, not a curated record